Molecule: messenger RNA, 1700 nt
Organism: Caenorhabditis auriculariae
Lineage: Eukaryota; Metazoa; Nematoda; Chromadorea; Rhabditida; Rhabditidae
Source: the annotation of a GenBank genome assembly
AUGUCUGUAGUUAAAGCGGAGUACGACUUUGAGGCGCAGCCGAACUCUGGUGAAAUGAGUAUAGCAAGCGGAGAACUGCUCACUGUUAUCCGAUCGGUAUUUUUUCCAACUUUUUUAAAGACAUUUUGCGAUUUUAUGUGUGGGAAAUUUUAUUAAUUACAGAACAUCGAAGGUGGUUGGCUGGAAGGUCGCAACAGCCGUGGCUCCGUUGGUCUGUUUCCAGAGACCUACGUUGUCCCUUACACUCCGCAAUUAGCGCAGCCGGUAAGUCGAAAAAACCAAAACUUACCUUUCGAAAAAGACAGCGGCGCUGCCUCGUUAAUAGACCAAGCGCACACGUAAUCGAAAAUAAUUUGGCUCAAUUCUCUUGCGCGAGUCCCAGGAGGACGUGUCCUCAUCGCUCCUUGCCCCAAUGUCAUUCCGACUCAUUUAUCUCAUCAGCCUGAGACAUACGGAGUUUUUCGCAUCACUUCUCGGUUGGAACUCGCCGCGCGAUGCUUUUCACCUCUAGUCUGCGUAAGGCCGUCGACCUCUACGACCAUCCGGCGGCCGCCGCCGUCGCUGCCACGGCCGACGACACGGCACGUCUUCUAGCGGAACGACGUCGCAAGCAGCUCAUUCGACGUCACACUUGCGGAACUUUGAAGCCGGAUAGUGCAUCGCGUGUUGUCGCCUUGGAUUCUCUUAAUACGAUUUCUGAAGAUGGACCGGGACUCUCUCAAGCUGAGGUCUUCGUUAUAGCCUGUUCUAAAACGGUAGUAUUCUUCAAAGACGCGAUACGUGCAUCCGUAGAUCAAAAAUUGAACAUCACCUCUUCGGCUAUCGAAAUAUCAUUAAACAUAUUCUUAGAGUAUGCGCAAAAAGACGCUGGAAAAGGGUAACUUGAAACUUUCGAAUUUGCCAUUAAUUGGUCGAAAAACUCUUUGAAGCUUUUCAUGAAAACAUUUAAUUAUUCGUUUCAAUUUUCUUUCGAGGUCGUCCGCUCUGUUUUUUAAUCGUCGAAACUAAGAAGCCGUUCAUAUAUUUUUUUUUUUCCACGUAAACUCGUCUCGUAACCGGAAGAAGGUUUUGGUCAAACUUGUGUCUGAAAUUUCGAGUGAGCUUCUUCGUGAGGUUUCGAAAUGUUUUGCAAGUGUUUUAGGACAGAUAUUAUCAGACAGCUCAAUUCAAGAAAUUUUCUAAAAGCAUACGUUAAGCUCAAAGUCCUGUCCUCCUAAACGUGUCUAAAAUAAUUUUCAAAGCAGAAUAAGGGCUUUCCUAGGAAAAAAAAAUACCAUUUUAAAACAAAGUGAGUUUCAUGUAUCCACCUUCAAUGUUUGAGGUGCCCCCACCGCCUCCGCCUUUUCACGCUGCGACCACUUCUUCGACUUCUUCUUUUUCAAAUGCUAGAAACCUGGAUGACUGGGGAACAACUUUUGGAUCGAAUACAACUCCGCCAUCCACACUUCCACAAAGUUUGUUUUUGUUUGCUUAAAACUUGAAAAUUGCAACACAUUUUUUUUUACUCUUUUGAAUUGUUUUUUUUUUCACCAUUUUUUGUUACUAUUCACACGAAAGACCAUUUCGAGUUGAAAAAUGACUGAUAAAUAUUUUAAGUUCCUUCGGCGCAAAACAGUGCAGCAGACGAUUUUGACGAUGAAUGGACUGAUGAUGACGAAGAACAGGCGGUCAGUUAUCUCCGUAUUCACGCUCUUUUUUGA